AUGGGUGUUUGUGUGACUAAAAUGGAAGCAUAUGAUCAUUUGAAAGUGGUAGGCUUUAUCAAGGGUUAUAAUAAUUGGAUAGCACAUGGAGAACUUUCAAACUACUAUGAAGCCACAUCUAAUUCUGAAAAUACAUCAAUUGGGGUUUCAAAUAGGACUAAUGACAUGCAAGACUUGGUCCAUGAUGUAUUUGGGAUACCACAUGGAACAAAUGAAUUGAAUAGAGAAGGGGACUUUCCUGUUUUAGAGGCUGAAAAAUUUUACAAAUUGAUUGAUGAUUCUCAACAGGAUUUGUACAGUGGUUGCAAAAAUUUCUCGAAGUUGUCUUUCAUUAUUCGUUUGCUUCACCUAAAAUGCCUUGGUAAGAUGAGUAACAAGAUUUUUAAUAUGUUUGUUGAACUGUUGAGAGCAGCAUUUCCGGAGGCCAUGACUAAUUUGCCUUCUUCUUACUAUGAGGCUGAGAAAUUGAUGAAUACAUUGGGGUUGGGUUAUCAAAAGAUCGAUGCAUGUCCUAAUGAUUGUUCUCUUUAUUGGGGUAGUGCUGAAAAAAGAACUUCAUGCAAAACAUGUAACGAGCUUAGGUGGGUUGCUUCAGAAAAUGAUCCAACUGGUGAAAAAAGAAAAAUCCCUCAAAAAGUAUUGUGGCAUUUCCAUUUAAAAGCUAGAUUACAAAGACUAUUUAUGUCUUCUAAAAUUGGAUCUCAAAUGAGAUGGCAUGAGGAAAAACGUACAAAAGAUGGUUGUAUGAGACAUCCAGCUGAUUCUCCAGCUUGGCAAACUUUUGACUAUCUACAUCCAGAAUUUGCUAAGGAUUGUCGAAAUGUUAGAUUGGGGUCGGCAUCUGACGGGUUUAAUCCAUUCAACAACAUGAGUUCUACACACAGUACUUGGCUUGUGAUUUUAAUACCAUAUAACUUACCUCCGUGGAUGUGUAUGAAGCAACCGUACUUCAUGUUGUCCCUGUUAAUACCCGGACCAUCCUCUCCUAGGAAUAAUAUUGAUGUUUAUCUACAGCCUCUAGUUAAAGAAUUGACCGAAUUAUGGGAUUUUGGCAUUCAAACUUAUGAUGCAUCCCAAAAAGAAAAUUUUCAAUUGCAUGCAGCUCUGUUGUGGACCAUUAGUGAUUUCCCUGGAUAUGCAAUGUUAUCUGGGUGGAACACUAAAGGUGAAUAUGCUUGUACUGUUUGUCACAAGUUCACUCAUGCACGACGGUUGACUCAUAGUUUCAAGCAUUGCUAUAUGGGUCAUCGUAGAUUCUUAGAUAGUAAGCAUAAAUUUAGAAAGCAAGCCCAAUUGUUUGAUGGCACCGAAAAAUAUGGAAGGCGACCACCUUUGCAAACUGGGGAUAUGAUUGUGAGUGAAUUGGGAGACUUGCAAAUUAAAUUUGGAAAACUUGUGAAAGGUAAUCCGAAGCUGCCUUUUAAUUGGAAAAAGAGGAGUAUUUUCUUUGAGUUGCCAUAUUGGAAAGAUAAUGUCUUAAGACAUAAUCUUGACUUCAUGCACAUUGAGAAUAAUGUUUGUGAAAAUAUUUGGGGGACAUUGCUAGAUAUUGAGGAUAAAGCAAAGGACCAUUAUAAUUCCCGCUGUGAUUUGAGAGAAAUGGGAAUAAGAAAAGAGUUGCAUCCCUUUGAGACAGAACCUAGAAAGGUGUACUUACCUCCAUCUUCCUUUGCAAUGGAUAAAAAACAGAAAACUAUGUUUUGCAAUGUGCUAAAAAAAGUGAAAGUUCCAGAUGGUUAUGAAGCUAACGUCUCAAGAUGCGUUCGAAUAAAACCACCAAGAAUUUCGGGGCUUAAAAGUCAUGAUAAUCAUAUCCUAAUGCAGCAAUUGAUGCCUAUAGCUUUGAGAAAGACUUUGCCAAAAUUAGUGCGCUAUCCUUUGAUUCGAUUGAGUAGAUACUUCAGGCAGUUUUGUUCUAAAGUUAUUUGUCCUCAAGAUGUGGUUCGUUUGGAAAGUGAAAUUGCCGUUAUACUCUGCGAUCUUGAGAAAUGCUUUCCACCAACAUUCUUCGAUGUCAUGGUGCAUUUAACUAUUCAUUUGGCAACUGAAGUGAAAUUAGGUGGCCCGGUGUAUUAUCGUUGGAUGUAUCCUGUAGAGAGGUACCUAGGAACAUUAAAAUCUUAUGUUCGAAAUAAAAGUAGGCCUGAAGGUUCGAUUGCUCAAGGCUACUUGGCAGAAGAAUGCAUAAACUUUUGCUCGUUGUAUCUUGCGGACUAUGUUGAGACAAAAUUCAAUCGUCCAAGCAGAAAUGAAGAAGUACAUAAGGAAAUUGAAGAGGGUUUAGAUAUAUUCUCUGAAUCAGGACAUCCUUUGGGGAGGGGCAAGCCAACAGUCUUUGAUGCUCAUAUCUUGAGUAAAGCACAUCAGUAUAUUUUAUUUAACUGUGAAGCUGUCACACCUUACAUAGAGCAGCAUCGUAGAUUGAUAGACGAAGGGCAUCCUCAAGUUCCACAGCAUCUAAAAGAGCGAUUGCACAGCGAAAAUUUUGCUUGUUGGUUUGCUGAACAUGUAAAACUUCCUCAAAAUGUUUCGGUGUUGAGAGACUUGAGGUUCCUUGCUAAAGGUCCAGAUGUUGUUGGAAUCCAACAUGACAAGUACGUUGUUAAUGGAUUUCGGUUUCACACCAACGAAGUUGAGAAGAAAAGAAAAACGCAGAAUAGUGGUGUUACAGUCAAUGCAACAACAUCCAGUUUUGCAAGUAUAAGGGAUCAAAAUCCAGUUUUGAGUGAACUAGUUUACUUCGGCGUCUUGAAAAUGUUGUUGAAUUAA
This is a messenger RNA of Coffea eugenioides, 2769 nucleotides long. RefSeq lists its product as uncharacterized. The transcript is spliced from 4 exons. The record is from RefSeq and is a predicted model, not a curated record. Bases 1 to 2769 code for a protein of 922 amino acids. Lineage: Eukaryota; Viridiplantae; Streptophyta; Magnoliopsida; Gentianales; Rubiaceae.